AAUAUCACUUAAUGACUUUAGAUACUAGUAUCAAUAAAUCGAAUAUCGAAUCCGCCUCGAAGGUCGUUUGGACAAUGAAUAAGCAUGAAUUUCGCAAACGAGUCCCGUUUCAUGAGCCGAUUAUGCGGCACAGAUAAAACACGGAAACAGGUUUGUGGAAAAUGGGGCGAAGCGUUUUGUGUUUUGGCAAUUUUCGUUUACUGAUUGCGUUAGUUUGUUUUCUCGAUAUUUGUCUUCUCAGUAACUACGGGCCUAUAUAAUUUUGGUCCGUGCAGGAACAAACGGGAACCAGUCAAUGUGGAGUGUUGGCCAGAAGCUGGGUUCCAUCUCUUCAUUCAGACGGGACGGGAACUUCUUGUUGCUGUAUAUCGAGCAAGAUGAUGAAAGUGAAAGCGAAAGUAGGAUUCGCUCUACCGCGCACUGCAACGGAAGUACAGCUAGAUGUGUCAACCAGGAUGCUGUUUCAAGUACCAGUCUACCACUUCUCAACAUGCUGAAGGCUUGCAACGUAUUCCGCGACGUAGUGUUCCAUAGUGCAUGGCGAUGUGAAGAGAACUGUGAUGGCCAGUACAGAUGAAGACUGUGGACACCAUCUGGUAAUGGCAACUUCUGGUGAGCAGUCUAAAGGUCACAUGGCUACUUCUGGUGAGCAGUGUGAAGGUCAAAUGACAACUUCUGGUGAGCAGUCUGAAGGUCAAAUGGCAACUUCUGGUGAGCAGUCUGAAGGUCCCAUGGCAACCUCUGGUGAGCAGUCUGAAGGUCACAUGGACACUUCUGAGCCUCAAGGACAUUUGGCUAUUUCUGAUGUUGACAUGGCAAGUUCAGCUGGGGAAAUCUUCACAACAGAGGAUGACUCUGGAAACAGCGUGGUCAGUUCAGACGAGGAACCUGGAGGUCACCUGGUAUUGGCUGGUUCAGCUGAGACCGAGGAGGACCUUGAGCUAGUGAGCCAGCCACCAGUGAAAAGAUUAAGAACAGGUGACCAUCCUUCAGGUGGCUCCCAGGUGGCGAACACUCUGAACAUCAUGACUGGACAGGCCGGACAAGGAACACUUGGGAGAGGUACCCUUGAUUUGCGCACAGACGAGGCGAAGAAGAUUUUUCUUCAAACUGAACCCUACAAAGACGUGAAACGAAAAUUGAAGGAAUUUGGACAUGUGACCAUCUGCGGAGCUUCGGGAGAAGGCAAGACAACGAUGGCUCUGGUGUUGGGUUCACAGUAUAGAUGCAAAGGCUACGAGGUCGUGUUUGUGGACAACAUUGAGAAGUUUGACUUAGACCAGUGUCUUAGUAGCCACCCCAGAGUAUUCCUCAUAGUAGAUGACAUGUUUGGUACUGUUGGAUUAUCUGCGAAUACAUCACAGGUGAAAUCAUUUCUAAACAACCUUCUCCUCCAUUUAGAACAAAAGGGGAGUGCGGAAAAGCUGCAGUCAGAAAUGCAUGAAAGCACUGAUGCUGUUGGUAAAUCCAGAAAGAAAGAGCAGAGUCAACCAGAAUUUCAAACAAAAGAUAGUGAUGCUGUUGGUAAAUCCAGAAAGAAAGUGCAGAGUCAACCAGAAUUUCAAACAAAAGAUAGUGAUGCUGUUGGUAAAUCCAGAAAGAAAGUGCAGAGUCAACCAGAAUUUCAAACAAAAGAUAUUCGUGUUGUCUUCACAUCAAAGUCAUACAACUUCCAUGAUGGACUUGCAAAACUGCAGUACGAGGGUUUCAAACUGUUCAAAGGUCAAACUGUAAUGGAUUUAACCACACAAGAUAAAUACUGGCUUUCUGACAAAGAGAAAAAGACAAUAUUUGAACGACAUAGGAAAGCUCUCGGUGACUGCUCCAUGCAACAUAUACCUGAUUACAGUGAGCUGGAAAUCUGUUCAAAUAUCUUUGGAUUCCCUCUUAUUUGUAAACUUUGUUUUGAAUUUUCAUCUUUCUACAAAAAUGGAAAAUCAUUUUUCAAGGAACCACUGUUUUAUCUCAGGUUAGAGCUAAAGCGUUUGCUUGAAGAGAGAAAUGACCGAUCGGCCAUUCUGGUUCUGAUGCUACUGUGUGAAGACAAAUUGGACCUGAGCAAGUUAGACAGUGAAGGUGAGGAUAAGGAAAUGGACAGCCUGGUCAAAACUGUUUUACAGAUGAUGUCUGACGCUACACGUUCAGGCAUGUACAAAGCAGCUAAAGGUUUGAGAGGUACAUUCUUCACAAGAGGAGACACUGUUGGCUUUGCUCAUUCUUCAAUCUAUGAUGCUUGUGCGUGUGCCUUGUACAAUAUCAGUCCAAUCUUUGUUUUGAAGCACUGCAGUGAUGACUUUCUGUUUGAAAGGGUACAAGGUGACAAGGUUGAAGAAACCAAAGUUGAUGAUCAUCUCCAUUUGAUAUAUGUCUCAGAGAAUUAUGAUGACCUACUUACCACAAGGUUUACACAGUCUAUUAAACAAGGACAGUUUUCUAAAUCAGUGACACAUCCAAUUCUCAAACAAGACGCCACAGUUUUCAAGCUGCUCAAGAAACUUCAUUGUGAUCGGACAAAACAUCUUUGGUUUCACAAGAAAGAGAAAGGACAAUGUUUUCUGUACUGGGCAGUUCUUGGACAUAAUGCACGUCUAAUUACAGAUAUAGAACACACAACUGGAGAAGAGUUCACUCAAGGAGAAAUCAGUGAGGCCAUGGAAGGAUGUGCACAAAGCAACAAUGUGACAGCAUUGAAAUGGCUGUUCAGCAGGAGUGAGAAACAUGACCAUCAGUUGACACUGAACAGACUUUUGUUGGUAGCUGCUGAAAGUGGCAGCUCUGACAUACUUGUGUAUCUGCUGCAGGAAGGCGCUGAUAUUAACACAAGGGACAAGGGAAUGCAAAACAUCUUCCAUCUUGUCUGUAAAUCAGGAUUGGAAAAAACCCUGAAAGUCCUGUUAACCAGGAAACCUGGGAAUAAUGUUAUAAACUCUGUUGAUGUGAAUGGCAGGACCCCUGUCAUGGUUGCAGCACACACAGGAUCAGAGGGAUGUUUUAAGUUACUGCAGACAACAUCAAAUUUGAAAGUGAAAGAUAAACAUGGCAGCGGAAUUAUUCAUCUUGCCUGUCGUGGUGGGAACACUGCUAUAGUACAACAUGUCCUGUCUCCAUCUAACAUCAACAGCAGAGGGGUGCAUGGAUGGACAGCAGUGAUGCAGGCAGCUGUCAGUGGACAUCAAAGUGUGUUUGACCUUGUGUCCAACCAAGCUGACCUCACACUGGUGGAUACAUAUGGUAAUAGUUUACUUCAUCUUGCCUGUCAGGGUGGAAACACAGCUAUAGUACAACAUGUCCUGUCUCCAUCUAACAUCAACAGCAGAGGGGUGCAUGGAUGGACAGCAGUGAUGCAGGCAGCUGUCAGUGGACAUCAAAGUGUGUUUGACCUUGUGUCCAACCAAGCUGACCUCACACUGGUGGAUACAUAUGGUAAUAGUUUACUUCAUCUUGCAUGUCGUGGUGGAAACACAGCUAUAGUACAACAUGUCCUGUCACCUUCUAACAUCAACAGUAGAGGGAUGUGUGGAUACACACCAGUAAUGGUGGCAGCUUUUAGUGGACAUCAAAGUGUGUUUGACCUCCUUGUGUCCAACCAAGCUGACCUCACACUGGUGGAUACAUAUGGUGACAGUUUACUUCAUCUUGCCUGUCGUGGUGGGAACACUGCUAUACUACAACAUGUCCUGUCUCCAUCUAACAUCAAUAGUAGAGGCAGAUAUGGAUGGACAGCAGCAAUGAAGGCAGCUGUCAGUGGACAUCAAAGUGUGUUUGACCUCCUUGUGUCCAGCCAAGCUGACCUCACACUGGUGGAUGCAGAUGGUGAUAGUUUACUUCAUCUUGCCUGUCAGGGUGGGAACACUGCUAUAGUACAACAUGUCCUGUCUCCAUCUAACAUCAACAGUAGAGGGAGAUAUGGAUGGACAGCAGCAAUGAAGGCAGCUGUCAGUGGACAUCAAAGUGUGUUUGACCUCCUUGUGUCCAACCAAGCUGACCUCACACUGGUGGAUACAUAUGGUGACAGUUUACUUCAUCUUGCCUGUCGUGGUGGGAACACUGCUAUAGUACAACAUGUCAUGUCUCCAUCUAACAUCAACAGCAGAGGGGAGUAUGGAUGGACAGCAGUGAUGCAGGCAGCUCUCAACGGACAUCAAAGUGUGUUUGACCUCCUUGUGUCCAACCAAGCUGACCUCACACUGGUGGAUACACCUGGUGACAGUUUACUUCAUCUUGCCUGUCGUGGUGGGAACACUGCUAUAGUACAACAUGUCCUGUCUCCAUCUAACAUCAACAGCAGAGGGGUGUAUGGAUGGACAGCAGUGAUGCAGGCAGCUCUCAGUGGACAUCAAAGUGUGUUUGACUUCCUUGUGUCCAACCAAGCUGACCUCACACUGGUGGCUGCAGAUGGUGAUAGUUUACUUCAUCUUGCCUGUCAUGGUGGGAACACUGCUAUUGUAAAACAUGUCCUGUCUCCAUCUAACAUCAACAGUAGAGGCAGAUAUGGAUGGACAGCAGCAAUGAAGGCAGCUGUCAAUGGACAUCAAAGUGUGUUUGACCUCCUUGUGUCCAACCAAGCUGACCUCACACUGGUGUCUAUAUCUGGUGAUAGUUUACUUCAUCUUGCCUGUCGUGGUGGGAACACUGCUAUUGUAAAACAUGUCCUCACACCUUCUAACAUCAACAGCAGAGGGGAGUAUGGAAGGACAGCAGCAAUGAAGGCAGCUGUCAGUGGACAUCAAAGUGUGUUUGACCUCCUAGUGUCCAACCAAGCUGACCUCACACUGGUGGAUGCAGAUGGUGAUAGUUUACUUCAUCUUGCCUGUCAGGGGGGGAACACUGGUAUAGUACAACAUGUCCUGUCUCAAUCUAACAUCAACAGUAGAGGCAGAUAUGGAUGGACAGCAGCAAUGAAGGCAGCUGUCACUGGACAUCAAAGUGUGUUUGACCUCCUUGUGUCCAACCAAGCUGACCUCACACUGGUGUCUAUAUCUGGUGAUAGUUUACUUCAUCUUGCCUGUCAUGGUGGGAACGCUGCUAUAGUACAACAUGUCCUGACACCUUCUAACAUCAACAGCAGAGGGGAGUAUGGAAGGACAGCAGCAAUGAGGGCAGCUGUCAGUGGACAUCAAAGUGUGUAUGACCUCCUAGUGUCCAACCAAGCUGACCUCACACUGGUGGAUGCAGAUGGUGAUAGUUUACUUCAUCUUGCCUGUCAGGGUGGGAACACUGCUAUUGUAAAACAUGUCCUGACACCUUCUAACAUCAACAGCAGAGGGGAGUAUGGAAGGACAGCAGCAAUGAAGGCAGCUGUCAAUGGACAUCAAAGUGUGUUUGACCUCCUUGUGUCCAACCAAGCUGACCUCACACUGGUGGCUGCAGAUGGUGAUAGUUUACUUCAUCUUGCCUGUCGUGGUGGGAACACUGCUAUUGUAAAACAUGUCCUCACACCUUCUAACAUCAACAGCAGAGGGGAGUAUGGAAGGACAGCAGCAAUGAAGGCAGCUGUCAGUGGACAUCAAAGUGUGUUUGACCUCCUAGUGUCCAACCAAGCUGACCUCACACUGGUGGAUGCAGAUGGUGAUAGUUUACUUCAUCUUGCCUGUCAGGGGGGGAACACUGCUAUUGUAAAACAUGUCCUGACACCUUCUAACAUCAACAGCAGAGGGGAGUAUGGAAGGACAGCAGCAAUGAGGGCAGCUGUCAGUGGACAUCAAAGUGUGUAUGACCUCCUAGUGUCCAACCAAGCUGACCUCACACUGGUGGAUGCAGAUGGUGAUAGUUUACUUCAUCUUGCCUGUCAGGGUGGGAACACUGCUAUUGUAAAACAUGUCCUGACACCUUCUAACAUCAACAGCAGAGGGGAGUAUGGAAGGACAGCAGCAAUGAGGGCAGCUGUCAGUGGACAUCAAAGUGUGUAUGACCUCCUAGUGUCCAACCAAGCUGACCUCACACUGGUGGAUGCAGAUGGUGAUAGUUUACUUCAUCUUGCCUGUCAGGGUGGGAACACUGCUAUUGUAAAACAUGUCCUGACACCUUCUGACAUCAACAGCAGAGGGCAGUAUGGAAGGACAGCAGCAAUGAAGGCAGCUGUCAAUGGACAUCAAAGUGUGUUUGACCUCCUAGUGUCCAACCAAGCUGACCUCACACUGGUGGAUGCAGAUGGUGAUAGUUUACUUCACCUUGCCUGUGAGGGUGGGAACACUGCUAUUGUAAAACAUGCCCUGACACCUUCUAACAUCAACAGCAGAGGGGAGUAUGGAAGGACAGCAGCAAUGAGGGCAGCUGUCAAUGGACAUCAAAGUUUGUUUGACCUCCUUGUGUCCAGCCAAGCUGACCUCACACUGGUGGAUGCAGAUGGUGAUAGUUUACUUCAUCUUGCCUGUCAGGGUGGGAACACUGCUAUUGUAAAACAUGUCCUGACACCUUCUGACAUCAACAGCAGAGGGCAGUAUGGAUGGACAGCAGCAAUGAAGGCAGCUGUCAAUGGACAUCAAAGUUUGUUUGACCUCCUUGUGUCCAGCCAAGCUGACCUCACACUGGUGUCUAUAUCUGGUGAUAGUUUACUUCAUCUUGCCUGUGAGGGUGGGAACACUGCUAUUGUAAAACAUGUCCUGACACCUUCUAACAUCAACAGCAGAGGGGAGUAUGGAAGGACAGCAGCAAUGAGGGCAGCUGUCAGUGGACAUCAAAGUGUGUAUGACCUCCUAGUGUCCAACCAAGCUGACCUCACACUGGUGGAUGCAGAUGGUGAUAGUUUACUUCAUCUUGCCUGUGAGGGUGGGAACACUGCUAUUGUAAAACAUGUCCUGACACCUUCUAACAUCAACAGCAGAGGGCAGUAUGGAAGGACAGCAGCAAUGAAGGCAGCUGUCAAUGGACAUCAAAGUGUGUUUGACCUCCUAGUGUCCAACCAAGCUGAACUCACACUGGUGGAUGCAGAUGGUGAUAGUUUACUUCAUCUUGCCUGUGAGGGUGGGAACACUGCUAUUGUAAAACAUGCCCUGACACCUUCUAACAUCAACAGCAGAGGGGAGUAUGGAAGGACAGCAGCAAUGAGGGCAGCUGUCAAUGGACAUCAAAGUUUGUUUGACCUCCUUGUGUCCAGCCAAGCUGACCUCACACUGGUGGAUGCAGAUGGUGAUAGUUUACUUCAUCUUGCCUGUCAGGGUGGGAACACUGCUAUAGUACAACAUGUCCUGUCUCCAUCUAACAUCAACAGUAGAGGCAGAUAUGGAUGGACAGCAGCAAUGAAGGCAGCUGUCACUGGACAUCAAAGUGUGUUUGACCUCCUUGUGUCCAACCAAGCUGACCUCACACUGGUGUCUAUAUCUGGUGAUAGUUUACUUCAUCUUGCCUGUCGUGGUGGGAACACUGCUAUUGUAAAACAUGUCCUGACACCUUCUGACAUCAACAGCAGAGGGCAGUAUGGAUGGACAGCAGCAAUGAAGGCAGCUGUCAAUGGACAUCAAAGUUUGUUUGACCUCCUUGUGUCCAGCCAAGCUGACCUCACACUGGUGUCUAUAUCUGGUGAUAGUUUACUUCAUCUUGCCUGUGAGGGUGGGAACACUGCUAUUGUAAAACAUGUCCUGACACCUUCUAACAUCAACAGCAGAGGGGAGUAUGGAAGGACAGCAGCAAUGAGGGCAGCUGUCAGUGGACAUCAAAGUGUGUAUGACCUCCUAGUGUCCAACCAAGCUGACCUCACACUGGUGGAUGCAGAUGGUGAUAGUUUACUUCAUCUUGCCUGUGAGGGUGGGAACAGUGCUAUUGUAAAACAUGUCCUGACACCUUCAAACAUCAACAGCAGAGGGCAGUAUGGAAGGACAGCAGCAAUGAAGGCAGCUGUCAGUGGACAUCAAAGUGUGUUUGACCUCCUAGUGUCCAACCAAGCUGACCUCACACUGGUGGAUGCAGAUGGUGAUAGUUUACUUCAUCUUGCCUGUGAGGGUGGGAACACUGCUAUUGUAAAACAUGCCCUGACACCUUCUAACAUCAACAGCAGAGGGGAGUAUGGAAGGACAGCAGCAAUGAGGGCAGCUGUCAAUGGACAUCAAAGUUUGUUUGACCUCCUUGUGUCCAGCCAAGCUGACCUCACACUGGUGGAUGCAGAUGGUGAUAGUUUACUUCAUCUUGCCUGUCAGGGUGGGAACACUGCUAUAGUACAACAUGUCCUGUCUCCAUCUAACAUCAACAGUAGAGGCAGAUAUGGAUGGACAGCAGCAAUGAAGGCAGCUGUCACUGGACAUCAAAGUGUGUUUGACCUCCUUGUGUCCAACCAAGCUGACCUCACACUGGUGUCUAUAUCUGGUGAUAGUUUACUUCAUCUUGCCUGUCGUGGUGGGAACACUGCUAUUGUACAACAUGUCCUGACACCUUCUAACAUCAACAGCAGAGGGGAGUAUGGAAGGACAGCAGCAAUGAGGGCAGCUGUCAGUGGACAUCAAAGUGUGUUUGACCUCCUAGUGUCCAACCAAGCUGACCUCACACUGGUGGAUGCAGAUGGUGAUAGUUUACUUCAUCUUGCCUGUCGUGGUGGGAACACUGCUAUAGUACAACAUGUCCUGACACCUUCUAACAUCAACAGCAGAGGGGAGUAUGGAAGGACAGCAGCAAUGAGGGCAGCUGUCAGUGGACAUCAAAGUGUGUUUGACCUCCUGGUGUCCAACCAAGCUGACCUCACACUGGUGGAUGCAGAUGGUGAUAGUUUACUUCAUCUUGCCUGUGAGGGUGGGAACACUGCUAUUGUAAAACAUGUCCUGACACCUUCUAACAUCAACAGCAGAGGGGAGUAUGGAAGGACAGCAGCAAUGAGGGCAGCUGUCAGUGGACAUCAAAGUGUGUUUGACCUCCUAGUGUCCAACCAAGCUGACCUCACACUGGUGGAUGCAGAUGGUGAUAGUUUACUUCAUCUUGCCUGUGAGGGUGGGAAAACUGCUAUUGUAAAACAUGUCCUGACAACUUCUGACAUCAACAGCAGAGGGCAGUAUGGAUGGACAGCAGCAAUGAAGGCAGCUGUCAAUGGACAUCAAAGUUUGUUUGACCUCCUUGUGUCCAGCCAAGCUGACCUCACACUGGUGGAUGCAGAUGGUGAUAGUUUACUUCAUCUUGCCUGUCAUGGGGGGAACACUGCUAUAGUACAACAUGUCCUGUCUCCAUCUAACAUCAACAUUAGAGGGAGUGAAGGAUACACACCUGUGAUGAAAGCUGUAUUCCAUGGACAUAGAGAUGUGGUUGACCUCCUUGUGCAGCAUAAAGCUGACCUCACACUUCUAACAGACAGUAAUGAGGACAUUGAAUGUGUAGCUCAGAUGAGAGGACAUCCUACACUAGCCAAGUAUCUUCAAACAGUUAAACAUCCUCACUGAUUAAGCUGCGUGUUAUGUGUUCUAAAGGAAAUUUAUUGAUUGUGUAUUGCAACUAUGUUCUACACUAGAACAUUCAUUCUUGCAGACUUGGAAACACUGUAAACAUUUAGUCAAUACAUUGUGCUUAUUUUGUAUUUAUGCUGUAUAUAUUUCAACAGUAUUUCUUAAGUGGCUGUCAACAUUUGAACCUGUUGCCUACAUAUGGAGGUGAGCGACAUUGCUGAGGCACCAUAUUAACAGUUAAGUCAGUUUUCUCAAAUUUUCUCUGAGAGAAAAUUAUUUUUCCAUUAUUCAAUCUGAAUAUAUAAUAUAUUGAGAGUGAGGUGGAGCUUUUCGUCUCCAAUAGACAGGAAUAUCGUUGAAAUGAUGAUUUUACAAACUUCCCAUCUUUUUCUGAUACGAAGAGCUAACACUGACCAUUCAUGUAUUGCCAGACAGCUAGCAUUGUAGAAAUGUCCUAAUUUUGUACAUAUAUUGUGAUUGUAAAUUUUGGCUCAGUUUGUAAUAAACUUCAUUCAUCCUUGAAGGUU
This is a messenger RNA of Haliotis rufescens (red abalone), 9886 nucleotides long. RefSeq lists its product as uncharacterized. Gene Ontology annotation, molecular function: protein binding. The record is from RefSeq and is a predicted model, not a curated record. The coding region runs from base 561 to 9356 and encodes 2931 amino acids. The transcript has 5 exons. Lineage: Eukaryota; Metazoa; Mollusca; Gastropoda; Lepetellida; Haliotidae.